This is a messenger RNA of Brassica napus (rape), 3758 nucleotides long. Its product is annotated as meiosis-specific protein ASY2-like. Bases 2317 to 3153 code for a protein of 278 amino acids. The record is from RefSeq and is a predicted model, not a curated record. Lineage: Eukaryota; Viridiplantae; Streptophyta; Magnoliopsida; Brassicales; Brassicaceae. The transcript has 3 exons.
UUUAACAGAACCAAGAAUAGAAUCUUGUCAGAACACUAACCUUUAUGGCAGCUUCAAUUUAACUGGAUUAUGUCUUGAAUCUUCAAAGCGUGAUCUAAAUCUCAUAUUUUGAUCAUCGUGGAGACUCCACCCAAAAUCGAAACAAAGCUUGACACCACUUAUGAAUCAAAAAUCUAAGCGUGUCUAGCAAAUAGAGAAAUCAAACCUCUUAUUCAAACGGAAUACUUAAUCAAACAAAAGGAGAAGAACUAAACAAAAGUUUAUUUACGUUCAACCCAGAUUGGCGAAAGAUAGGAUUGAUAAACAGUUCCGUUUUGGGUGAACUAUUACACAUCAAAAAUUGCCUAUGCGAAAGGGACAAUCUCCAUAGGACAAUCUCCAUAGGGAAACUAAAAUCGAAAGAUAGGAUUGAUAAAUAGUUCCGUUUUUAUAUGUUUUGACAUUACUCGCUGAUCCCAGAGAUUUCUUCUUUUUCCUUUUAUGAAAGAUGCACAUUCUACACUAUAUCGCGAUCCAUUUGCUGUUGCAUGCCGGUCUUCUUUUUUUUGAACAUUUGCAUGCCGGCUUUUACGAAAUCUAUUACAAUAAAAUUAGAUCGUCUCACUUCUCAUGAAGCCACCUCAGUAUUCAUAUGACAACCCUAAUACUUUAGUUGAACAAUUAAGCAUCAUUAUCUCAGUUAACUUGAUAGUUUGUUCUCAAAGGCCCAGUCCUUGAAUAAGCCCACCUACUAUUACCUUAUUGAUCCAUGCGUGAAGACGGCUUCGUCGUGACGAUCAGACUUUAUCUCACCACCUCUGAAAUCACGGCGGCUUAACGGUUUCGGCUUGCAUUCAAUCAAUUAAUGUGGUAAUGCCAUGGAAGCACUACAUCACAUUCAACACACCCUCCUUUCUCCAUGGUUACGAAUCUGCAGAUAUAAAUAAGGGUGUACGAUUCAGUGAAAUUCAUCACUUUCUCCCUCCCAAGCACUAGGAAACGGAUUAGAGGCAAAAGAAGAUCUUGAUUAUGUGAGUGUGGAAUUGUUUACAGUUGUUUAACCCUCGCCCUUGCUCUUUUGAGCCGCUUUCUUCCUGGACCAGUGACUGUUGUGGUUUUUGUUUCUGAUCAAUGAGAACUGCAAUUUCAUGGAUACCAAAAGGGGCUUCAAAGGCCAUGCCUGAUGAUGCUGAGCCUCCUUCUAAGGAGAAGAUCAAUGAGCUGAUCGAGAAUGGACUCCUUCUCAAGAAAAGGUGAACUCUUUCCUUUUUUCUGUACUUUUUUUAAUAACCCUUUGAUUUAUGGUUACAUGUACAACAUAUGCUAUCGAGUGACAUGAUCGAAGACAACGGGAUGGAGCAUGACAUACUUAGAGGUGAAGUUGCUCAUGCCAAAUUGUUUAAGGUGAGUUUGGUCUCGGGUGAAGUAAACAAUACUAGAAAUGGGUCGAACAGAGGCGUUUAUUAGAUUUCGAGACGAUGUUACAAAGGUGGAGAAAGUAAAAGCAAGCCGGAGCUCGUGAGAGCUUAAACCGGAAAAGUACAAAUAGCAGAGAGAUGAUUGUACGGAUGAUAAACCCUAAUCUCGCCGCUAAGUUUGUGUAGCUAAGUGUCGAUGCCUUUCUCCUUUGCUUUCCUCUCCUUUUAUACUCUGUUCGAUUACCUUAACAUAAUCUCCUUUUACCGAUUGGGCCUUGUCGGCCCUUCGGGCCUGAUUAGGAGGUGAUCGCUCCGAGCCGCUUAGUCGAUUGGUCCUGCUUCGUUUGCUCUCUGCUUCGACUAACAGUGUUUCCUGGCUAAGCCGAUACCCCGAGAAUCGGCUUCCGAGCCGAGGUUGACUCGAUCUGCUGGAUUGGGCCCUUUGUUCGAUGGGCUUUGUGGAUGGGUUAAAUCCAUCCCCAACAGUAAGUCCCCCCCCAGUUCAUUGAUGGUCGAGCAAUCGAUCUUCGAUGAAUUUGAUAUCUUUAGUUCGGAGAACAAAAGGUUCAAUCCGAGCAAGUGACUGAUCGUUGAGGAGUCAAUCCGUUUAAUCAACGCUUCUCAACCGAGGAAAUGGAUUGACGCAUCUGUUUAUCACGCGUUGCGAUCGUGAGAUAAACGCUUACGGAUCGAGAAGACGGAUCGACGCAUCUGUCGAUCACGCGCCUAAUUGGGUUUAGGCCCACUUAGGCCUUAUUAGGCGUAAUGAUGACGCCUUGAUCCCUGCGCUUAUCUCUCCCUAUAAAUAGCGCACCCCUCUCCACUUCUUUUCAUUUUUCUCCGCAGCGCUAAAGGUACUUUCUCUCUCUACGCUCCUUCUCUCUCUUUAUCUCUGUUUUUAGAUCUGCGAUUAUCCGAGAUGUCGUCGCAUCGUUUGACGCGAGAACAAAAAGGAAAGGGGGCGGUAUCUUCUCGGGAUUCUGCUGAGAAUCCUGACAGUAUCCAUCGCGGAGCAAUGAUGGAUACGGAGAAUAUGGAUUUAGCGCAGCGUCUUUUGGUCUCGGAAGCAAGAGAACAGUUCCGGGGUGACGACGACGGUCAAGAAGCGGUCGACGCCUCGAUUGUUCCGAUCAGCUACUACCCUGGGAACAUCUUCGCCGAGGAGAGCCCACUGGAGGUUUGGAGAAUUCGACCUUCGGUCGUCGAUGGACAAGAUUGGUCCAACGUCGAGAGGACGAAGUCCACCGUGGAGUCGGUGGAGGCUAUUCUCCGAGAUCUCAAUGCACACGGGGUCUCGUUCAUCAUUCCAAAGCGGGAUCAGAGGCCUUGGUCGCCCCCGAAGGGGUAUCAGUGCAUUUACGAGUCAUAUUUCCGGAACGACACGAAGCUGUGGUUCCCGAUUCCUCGAAUCGUCACGACUUAUGCGUUCCGCAGAGGAGUCGCUUUAAGCCAGCUGAUGAACGGGUCUCUUCGGUUGAUGGUCGUUCUAUCGGUAAUUGCGGCCGAGGCGGGGACGUCGAUGAGUGUGAGGUCGUUUGAAGAAUUGACCUCGGUUUCAAUUUCCGAUGAUGGGCUCGUCUCGACGAGGAUGCGCCCAAACUACAACGUGGUUACGGGGUACCCGACCAAAACCUCGGAUUGGCAACGUUCGUACUUCUAUGUGAAGUCGAACAGGUCAGCGUUCGAGGAACCUCCGAAGUCUGGUUAUCGCGUUCUUUGGAAUGCGGAGAUGGGUACUGCACACUGCCUUUCGUGAUGAUUGUAGCGUGUGCUCGUCUAACGUGUGUUUUUCUUUUAAGUAUGUUACGGAUAACCGCUAACAUCUUAGUCGAUUAUGAAAUUAUUCGUUGCUCGUUAACUCAAUCCCACUAUUCUUUCUUGUGAUAAGUCGGGAAAGAAUUAAGACAAGAAUUUUCUUUUUGAUAAGUUUCCGAGGGAAAGGUAUCUGAAUGCUACGCAGUAAUCGAGAAAAUUUGGUCGGCCAACUCAUUAUUUUUCGAUUUGCGAUAAGAUCCGAAAUUCCACUUCGUGAAUUUGGUCAAUGAUUUACAUCAUCGGUGACUCUGUUUUUCCCUUCGUUCGAUAUCUGAUCAGGAUACGUUCGAUUAAUUUGGGCGAGUGCUCGUGCGCCGCUUUUCGAGUUAAGGGGCUGGCAUCGUUUGCUCGUGAGAGGAACGAGAUGAGUAAAACUCUUUUUGUUUUGGGUUGUUGGGGCUGGACCCCGUAGAGGGGAUGCCUACGUACCUCCGAAGAGGAUCAAGCCUUUCGUAGUUCGUUUUAGUCCGAGUAAAAGUGACUUGGUAGUCAUUUACUUGGGCGAGUAGAAGUGACCGUAGGGUGCAUCUGCUCGGGUUUUUUUUU